GUAUUUUAUUGUGGGAGUCGGUCUCUGCCUGGGAGUCACAACCCAGGGACCGCGCCUCACUCUGCGCAUGCGCACUCAGAGCCCCAGCACCAUGUCAGAGCGCAGGGAUGAGGCGGAUGAAGUGAAAACUCUCAGAUGAGGACGUGAACGAGCAGGGGUCGUGGGCAACGCUGCACAGUCACGGAGGGGCUGGUUACACAACAACAACACAACAACAACAACAACAACAACACAACAACAUGUUUGCCAAGAAGAAGAGAUCAGCUCAGCCCAGAGGCCAGGGCGCUGCUGCAGCCAGACAGAUGGGUCUGUUCAUAGACCUGGACCCGGAGGAGAUGAUGAGUCUGGAGGAGAAUCUGGACGACUCAGACUUGGAGGCUGAACUCGCGUCUAUCACUGGAGAAAAGGCAGCUGUCAGAGGGAGAGCCAAGCAGAAGGGCAAGACCCCUCUGCCCAUGGAAGACAUCGCUAGGAUGGCUGAUGAGUGCAUGAGAGAUGUGGAUGACGAUGACGAUGAUGACGUGGAAGAUGACGAAGAUCUGUUGGCAGAGCUACAGGAAGUGGUGGGUGAGGGGGAAGCUGAGGAUGUAGCAACUGUUUCCUCCUCAUCUUCUACCACCGCUGAACUCUCUGAAGCUGUAACACGAGACUCUGCACCAGCGCAGCAGCAGGAAGUAAAGGUGUCCUCGUCGGCCCCCGGCAGCCUCCAGCACACCCUGGAGGAGCGGAUCGCCAUGUACAAGACGGCCUCGCAAAACGCCAAGAGCGCAGGAGAGACCUCGAAAGCCCGGAGGUUCGAUCGCGGCCUGAAGACUUUGGAGACGAUGCUGGUUGCGGUGAGAAAGGGGAGGCCGGUGGACGAGGCAGAAAUCCCUCCCCCUGUCGCCACUGGAGCCCAGAGGGACACCCCUCGUCCCGCUGUUCCUGCACGACCUGCCCCCCCUGUACCAUCGAGUCCCCAAUCUCCAGAUCAGCCGGGGGAGCAAUCGGAGGCCACAACGCCACGGCCUGCUGCACCAGAGAUCGUCACGCCCACCAGUGAUGAGGAGCAGUCGUCCUCCGCCACCACGUCCCAUCUGAGCAGCGUCCCGUCUCCAGAGGAGCAGACAGAGGGACCUGCUCUGGUGCCGCAAACCGGUCACACAGAUGCGACCGCGGCGACCAAGACGCUGCUUCUGGAGAGGCAGAACGAAUUCAAGAUGGCCGCUCUAAGAGCCAAGAAGCAGGGAGACGUGGAGCAAGCGAAACUUUACUUCAGGACCAGCAAGAGGUUCGAUCCGGUGAUUGAGGCGUUGGAGAAAGGACAAGAAAUCGACCUGAGCGGCCUCCCUCCAUCUCCAGGACAGGGUUCAGGAGGAAACUCUGCUCCAGUGAAGGAACAGACCUCAGGUCCAAACACACAGGUCACCCAACCAGUUGCUGCACCUCCAGCCCCUGCGCCUCCCAAAGACGUGCUGGAGGCUCUGGAGCAGAGACGAGCCAAGUAUGUGGAGGCGUCGGCUCAGGCUAAAGCCAGUGGAGACGACCGCAAGGCCCGAAUGCACGACCGCAUUGCCAAGCAAUACCAGAGCGCCAUCCGAACACACAAAGCAGGAAAACCUGUGGACUUUGACGAGCUGCCGGUUCCCCCUGGAUUUCCUCCAAUCCCAGGCCAGAGGGCGACAGCAGCUGAGCAGGGAUUUGUCGCUGCUCUGGAGGCGGCCAGUAAGAUCGCCGAUGCAGAUACAGCUGAAGCUCCAGAGGAAGAGGAGGAUGAGGAGAAAGAAGAAGAGUCGAAGCCCUUUGUUCCAGAAGAGACAAGGAAAGGAACGUUAGACGUCCCCACCGCAGGUCAGGGACGGAAGAGAACUCCUUCAGCUUCUCCUGACAGAUCCGCUGCAAGAGAAGCAAUGUCCCCAACAGUGGUUCAGCAGCUGGAGUUCCUGGAGGGUCGGAAGAAGCAGUACAUGAAGGCCGCUCUGAUCGCGAAGCAGAAGAACGACCUGGAGCAGGCCAAGAAUUUCCUCCGCACCGCCAAGGGCUUCGAGCCCAUGAUCGAGGCAGCGCGCGGCGGGAAAACUGUGGACAUCAGCACGGUGCCGUCGCCCCCUGGUGAUGAAGACGAAGACUUCAUCCUGGUUCAUCACAGCGACGUUCAGGGCUCAGAGAAAGCCGAGCAGGUUUACACUCAACUGGCCAAGAUCCUCAAAGAGCAGUACGAGAAAUGUAUGACUCACUCCAAACAGUUCACGCACCUGGGGAACAUCUCCGAGACUACAAAGUUUGAGAAGAUGGCGGACACUUGUAAGAGGAGCCUGGAGGUCCUGAAGCUGGCUCAGUCACGGGGUCUGCCUCCUCCUAAGCAUCACUUUGAGGAGAGGUCGUUCCACACGGCCAGGAUCUUUCCCGAGCUGAGCAGCACUGACAUGGUUGUUGUCAUCGUGAAAGGGAUGAAUCUUCCAGCACCGAGUGGAAUCCAAACCAACGACCUGGACGCUUAUGUGAAGUUUGACUUCCCCUACCCGAGCAGCGAGCAGCCGCAGAAACACAAAACAUCCGUCAUCAAGAACACAAACUCUCCAGAUUACAACCAGAGCUUCACGCUGUCAAUCAACCGCAACCACCGCGGCUUCAGGAGGGUGGUGGCGUCCAAAGGCAUCAAACUGGAGCUGCUGCACAAAGGAGGUUUCCUCCGGAGCGACAAGCCGAUUGGGACGGCCCUCGUGAAGCUGGACAAGCUGGAGUCCCAGAGCGAAAUCAGGGAAAUCGUAGAGGUGAUGGACGGUCGUAAACACACCGGAGGUCGUGUGGAGGUGAAGAUCCGCCUGCGGGAGCCUCUGAGCGGGCAGGACAUGCAGACGAGCACCGAGCGCUGGCUGGUGAUCGACAAGUCCCAGGUUCUCGUUUAGAAGAAGCUACAGGAUUAAAGAUAACUCACAAGAUACAGAAACACUCAGAGGAGGUGAAGAGAGACGGGCGUUUUGGAUCUGACUCUGACGAACGGUCUGUUGUUCAGACGCAGACCAACGUGGCUCUUUUCACAAGAAAAAACACACAAAAAAAAAAACGUUUGCACAUUUGCCGGACACGAGAGGUGAGGCUCACGCAGCCGUCUGCGAGCAGAGCGGUUCACAGAGGGUCGGCUUGACCUCGUGUCCGUCGACAGGCUGAGGAGCUGCUGUGGCGUCACGAUGCGUCGAGGAGAUCCAGAGACGGCUCCUCUUCCCUCCGCCUCCUGGAGGACGGCAGCGUGUCCCCGGGCUGAUGAAGAAGGGGCUCAGUGACGAGCUCCCCCUGAUCCUGCUGCCCGACUAUAGUUAAUAUAAUAGAGAGAAAAAAGAAUGUGUACAUAUUCUUCAUAUUAUACAGCUCUGGUAUCUAGAACUGCACCUAUGCACUAAUACCAAAGUAAUCACUGUUGCUGUAAAAUCCUGCAUAUUUGAAAUCGCCUUUAGCUGCCAAACCUGCUACGACACGACGGGUUCACGUGUGUGUGACGGGAGGUCAGUCGUCAGGGUUCUUCUUUAUUUCCCCACACUACUCCUCCGCUUCUCAGUGUGAGCGUUUCAGGCCGACGCAGCGACAUUACAGAUGUUCUACAGGAGUAAGCCAAGGAAAAGGUACGAUUAUUUAAGAGUUAUUUUACAGACCGCACUCCCUGUUGGCACCUUUCACUGAUUUAGUUGCUUUAGUUGUGUUAGACUGACAUGUUUGUUUACAGCACAAAUCUGAGAAACGAAGGUUUAAACAGAUUCGCUAUUUCGUGAGUAUUUCACGCUUCUCCACUUUCUCCCUUUGUGAAAAACUCUAAAAGGUCGUGGGUACGGGUUCUGCCAUCUCACGUUAGAGGUGUCGAGCUUCUCAUCUGCUUAAAGGAUCUGGAACUGUUUGUUUUCUAAACUAUGCAUCAGUUCUCUCACGUGGUGGAAACUGAAUGUCGAGAUGAGCCCGUCGGCGUCUUAAAGGGACGGUUCACCCAGAUUACAAAGAGGAAAUGUAAGAACUGGCAUUUUAUUCAAUGUGAAUCAUCUAAAGUUUGCAAGUCGUUUGUUUUUGGGGGGGAUGAAGAAAUAUACUUUUAUUUCACUGAGCUUUGUAACGAAAUAUAAAGAAUUUUGCUUCGUCCCAUCGUGUCACUAUCAUGGAAAAUACGUCAAAUAAGCCUGUUGCCAUUGGAUAAACAUUUAAAGUAAGAACUUUCUGUGAAGGGAUUUGUUUCCUGCAGAUUUCCCUAAAUCUGGAUAUUUGAUCAACUUGAAACUGGAUUGAAAAAGUUACCGACACCUGAAGCUCAUUCCCGAGUUUUAGCUUCCUUCAGCUCAUUGUUUUGGUUUCUCCACUUUCUGAGCAGAAACCAGAGACGAGCCGGUGAACAGAGGGAAGCAUUUAGCAGCUAAAGAGUCAAACAUUUCACUCAGCAGUAGGUGACGAGCUAAUAGAGGGUGAAAACUGCACGUGAAUGAGUCAGGUGACCAGAAACAAGAGUCCCAAUUAAUACCUUGAGAAUAUAUUUCUUUAAUUUGAGUGAACUGAUCCUUUAAAGCUUGAAUUUCAACCUUUGAAAUGAAAAAAUCUGACGAAAGACGCCGAAAAGAAAUAAAGUUCCGGAGUCGACCACAUGAAUUCAGUUUCCAACAGUUUUACCUCAACGUCUGCAACAUCAUCCAGUUAUCAACCGUUACCAUGGUCACAACAUUUCUGUUUCUCACUGUCAUUUACUGCACUUUCUAGUAAAACAUCAUAAAUCUCUGUAACUGACAUGAAGUUCACUUGACACUUUGUCCUAAAUAAUUAAAACACUGUUACCAAUC
This is a messenger RNA of Hippoglossus stenolepis (Pacific halibut), 4790 nucleotides long. It is a transcript of the gene cc2d1b, whose product is annotated as coiled-coil and C2 domain containing 1B. Lineage: Eukaryota; Metazoa; Chordata; Actinopteri; Pleuronectiformes; Pleuronectidae. The record is from RefSeq and is a predicted model, not a curated record. The coding region runs from base 240 to 2888 and encodes 882 amino acids. Gene Ontology annotation, molecular function: DNA-binding transcription repressor activity, RNA polymerase II-specific; RNA polymerase II cis-regulatory region sequence-specific DNA binding. Gene Ontology annotation, biological process: regulation of transcription by RNA polymerase II. Gene Ontology annotation, cellular component: nucleus. The transcript is spliced from 26 exons.